Molecule: messenger RNA, 3004 nt
Organism: Colossoma macropomum (tambaqui)
Lineage: Eukaryota; Metazoa; Chordata; Actinopteri; Characiformes; Serrasalmidae
Gene: cunh14orf119
Product: chromosome unknown C14orf119 homolog
Exons: 4
Coding region: 415-1002 (195 amino acids)
Source: RefSeq, a predicted model, not a curated record
UGCAAGGCAACUGCUGCGCGCCUCCUGUUUACAGCGCUCGAUCCCAAACACUGAAAGGCCGCUAACCCGCAGAGACCGAAACUAAAAAAUGAAAUGUUGAAAAUUUGGUGGAAGUCCCCUUUAAGCGCUGGUCGUGCUGAUCGCGCGUCGGCCGCUAGGGAGAGGUAUUGGCCCGACACGCCGGAAACUCUUCUACGGAGGAAGCAGAGCAGCUCUUUCCUCCGCCUCACAACAUGGAGGGUCUGUUUUAGUGGAAACAAUAAAAACAGCACAACCUGUGAAACUAAGACAGAUAUCGAAGUGUGAACUUCUCUUCCAGCGGCCUGAGGACGAAGCUGAGGGCGGUUCUGCAGAUUAUGCGGGUCACAGAGACGCCGCUUUUUCUGUAGACAUCGUGAAGACCGUCGUCAGAAAAUGGCCUGGUUCCAUCACGCCCUGCAAGAGGCAAGCCAGCAACAGCCGUCUUCCAUGAAGAAUUUUAUGGCGAAUAAUCACACAUUCCUCGAAUCAAACCUCAGCGCAGCGGUACCAGCAGCUUCAUCCGAGGGUCCGAGCCUGCUUCCGUCCUCCAUUACAGACUUCCCUCGUGUUUCACAGGAUGUGGUGCCCCCAAGCCUGGGAGAGCUAUCAUGUACCUCUUCUCUCACCAUGAGGGGGAGCCAUGAUGCUCUUCCUCUGUCUUACGUGACUCUCCAGGAACAGAGAUGUGUAUUAAGCUGGUUUCUAGGCUGGGGUCCUCCGCAAAGAGAGCGCUUUUUACAAGACCUGGUGUCAAAGGCGGUACCAGGAAAAGUUAGUAGCUUAUUGGACCAGCUCAAUACACUCCAGGUAAAAGACCGCCCGCCCAACAUUUUCGAGUGCCAGUUGAGGCUGUGGACUCAGUGGUUCGAGACAUGGAGUGAAGAGGAAAGAAAUGCUUUCUUGAACAGCCUGGAAGAGAAAGAUCCAACCUUUGUUUCCCAUUUCUACAGAGGACUGGCUAGUACUGCCGGAAGAGACUGAUGGCCUCUGUAACAGGGUCGUCUAUUUGUAUAUUGUAACACAAAAAUGAUGGAAAAGAUGCAGAGAAAGGCUUUCAGGUUGUUGGCAAACUUGAGAGUUAGUGAAAGACUUCAAUAAAAGGUUCCAGUCUCAGCCUACUUGCCAGUAUUAACCUGUUAAUGCCAGAACUUUAGCUACAACAUAAGCUUUUAGGGGGUUUUGGUGGACAGCACAGGUGGACGACUCACUCAAUUAAAGGGUGAUCAUACUAAUCACGGAGAUGUUAACAAAGGCAUCUGUUCCACUGUGGAGCCAAAUAGCUCCCAGGCCUGUACUGUGCUAUUCCACGCUGGUUCAAACUCGUGAGGCCGGUUACGGGUUUGUUUCCAUCUGCUGUGCUGCUAAAUGCUGCAGAACACAUUAGAUUCUGGCUGUCAGACCAACAACAGUCACUCGAUUUUGUGCACUCUGAGUCUUUAUCCUCUAAACAGGUAUUAUUUGAGCAUGUGUUAGCUGGAACCGAGCUUGUGGAACAUUUAGCCUGCUAACUAACGCUACACUAUUGUUAGCCUACUCACUUUUUGAAUCUGUUUGCCACAGAGCCAGUUAGCAUUAGCCCAGCUAAGAAGCUACAGAUCCAACCACCACAGAGCAGCAGCUUUAAUUUUGGCUUUCUAUCCCUCCAACACCAGAAUCAGAACUUAACCUGGUAAACCGAAAAGCUGAUAGCUUGCUAGUUAAGCUAAUGCUAACCAACUUGACUCUCCUAGUUAGCAAUAUUAAUUAAUGAUUGGUGCUAGAUUGAUUGUGACAUUUAUCGAAUGGUUGUUUGAAAGUCGUGCACAGCUUUCAUUUAUUCAGUGACUCUGAAAGCAAACUGAACUUAUUUGAGUGUUGUUGGGGUUUCGGUUGGAUGCAGCUAGAACCAGUUAGCUAAUAGCUACGCCAUUACAUCAUCCUACCAGAUGGUUCUGUGGCCCUGAGCACGGCUAGCUAACUGUAUCGAGAAAACCACACCGAGCACGGUUUGUAAGUGUUCCGUGUCGAACCAUGUCUGCGUGGAAAUGCCACUGGAACGGUUACUCUGUGAUCAGAACCAUUUGAAAAGAGGCGAAAGUCAUGCAGAGUGGUUUGGUGUGAAAUGAUUUAUUAUAGAAAUCCUACUGACUCCAAACGAUGUAUCAGGCAACACAUUCAAAACCAUUUCAUGUAGUAACUUUCUAUUAGGGGGCUUUUAGAGCCGUUAAACACUUAAGACGUCUGGUUCCUAUCACCACCACUGUGAACAGUUCUGACUCUUGCAUGGCGCAUUUCACAUCAAACCACUCUGAACGACUUUGUUUACUUCCUAACAGUUUGAUUAUACAGAGAAAUUGGUGGAAUUUAAUAUGAUUUAGGCAUGUUAGCUGUUGGGUUGUUUGAGAUGGUGGUGUUGAAUGUCCAUCCUUCUGGAGCUAGAGGCUCGUAAUGUGUUACAGGAAAACAUAUUGGUAUCCCAUUACCUCAGUGACUUCUGUCAGCCUGUGCACUGUUUACUCUCGCUUUAAAGGAAUACCCCAGUAUUUUUCAACCUUACUAUAUUGGCUUCUGUUACAUAUUUUACAUAACAGAUGCCAGUGUUAUAUUCAACAUACUUCCUAUCAUUUCAUUACAUCGAAAUUGCUGUUUGUAAUAAUCAGCCAUGUGCUACAGUGGUGUCAGAAUGUGUUUAGGUUAAAACAUGCUGGAGGAUUCCUUUAAUAAGAGUGAACAUUUUGCUGUAAAGAAGACUGACCAAGGGUUCUUUCUGCCUGCUCAGUGAGACUUGAUCUCAACAGUUAUUUAAAUUUCUCAUUUAUUACUUUAUAAACACAAUGUAUCCAUUUGUAUUUUUGUUCUUUUUUAUGAUGAGUGAACACAUUUUCUUAGAAGUUGAUCAAGACUGAUUGCACAGUACUGUGACAAUAAAGUCCAAAUCUUUGUUGUACGUCUAUGUAUCCUCUGUGGUUUAAAGAUGGAAAUCGGAUUAAAGCACAGAAUGUCA